Molecule: messenger RNA, 969 nt
Organism: Arvicola amphibius (Eurasian water vole)
Lineage: Eukaryota; Metazoa; Chordata; Mammalia; Rodentia; Cricetidae
Gene: Luzp2
Product: leucine zipper protein 2
Exons: 11
Coding region: 142-969 (275 amino acids)
Source: RefSeq, a predicted model, not a curated record
UACGAAGAGCUAGAGAAGCAGCUGAAGGAAGUGUUUAAGGAGCGCAGCACAGUCCUGCGGCAGCUGACAAAGACGUCCCGAGAACUGGAUGGGAUCAAAGUCAACCUUCAGUCUUUGAAAAAUGAUGAACAGUCUUCCAAAAUGGAUGUUCAGAAGCUUCUGGAGUUAGGCCAGAAGCAAAGGGAAGAAAUGAAGUCUCUCCAGGAGGCCCUGCAGAAUCAGCUUAAAGAGACAUCUGAAAAAGCAGAGAAACAUCAGGCUACAAUUAAUUUUUUGAAGACUGAAGUGGAAAGAAAGAGCAAAAUGAUCCGUGACCUACAGAAUGAGAAUAAAAGCUUGAAGAACAAAUUGUUGUCUGGAAGUAAGCUGUGUGGGAUGCAUGCAGAAGAGUCGAAAAAAAUCCAAGCCCAACUGAAGGAGCUCCGUUAUGGGAAGAAAGAUUUGUUAUUUAAGGCCCAACAGCUCACCGAACUGGAACAGAAGUUAGCUGUCGCCAAAAAUGAACUUGAGAAAGCAGCUCUCGACAGGGAAUCCCAGAUAAAAGCAAUGAAAGAGACCGUACAACUCUGCUUGACAUCAGUUUUCCGUGAUCAGCCUCCUCCUUUCAGUCUCAUCCCAUCAAAUCCAUCACAGAUGUUGCAUCUGCCCAGAACAAUUGCUUCCAAGAUUCCAGAUUCGAGGACAAAAAACAAGUCACAGAAAAGUUCUCCAGAAAACCAUGAGAGCUCCCAAGUUCAGUCAACAAAGGAAAAGACGAGGAGAACCUCUGUGUGUGGUCCUCAAGAUGAGGGUAGUCCCUGUCUGGUGAAGCAUAAGGAGGGUCCCCAAAGAAACCUCACUGCAGAAUCAGAGCCUGCAACACAGAAAUUGCAAAUGUCUCCUUGUCCUGAAUGUGAGGAGAAAACAGACCCAGAGAUACAACCAGCUGGUGUUGAUGGUACUCCAGCUAGAGAAGAAAAAAUACUGUAA